CGUCGUGCGGUGAAGUGUGUGACGAUCUGAAGUGUGCAGUGCCGCAGGCCUCAACUGUUCCCAACAAGCUGUCAAUAAUAGAGAAUUCGUGAAAAAGCUUUAUGUAAAACAUGUUUGAAUAGUGUUUUCCUACAGCUUCCAGAAAUCCUUCUACUCUACUUCAUCAGAAGCUGCCAUAUGGCUGGGCUGGCCCCCAGGGGUGCUGGGGGGUCGUGGGUGCUGCUGAUGGCGGCGACCCUGGGGGUGUGCACGGCCCACGUCGCCCUCACCUUCCCUCCUGCCAGGGACUACGACCUCGACUUCCUGGAUAACAGCCGCACGCAGGGCCCCUGUGGCAUGCCCAAGGGCAACAAGACCACCAUGCUGGUGCAGGGGUCUACAUUCGACGUGACGUGGCAUCUGGCAUACCCUCAUCAAGGGGGCUACCGCAUCGAGCUGCUAGACCAGCAGCAGCGCGUCGUCGCAGACCUCACCAACAGCGACGGCGAGACCCUGCUAGUCCAGGGAGACCCUACGGCGCAGACACAGCGCGUGACGCUGCCCCAGGACACGCUGUGCAGCGGCUGCGUGCUGCGUCUGCUGCGGCAAGCGGCCGAGUGGGGGCCGCGGUACCAGUUCUGGUCCUGCGCUGAUGUUGACAUCGUCAAGCGCCGCUUAAUGCGAGAGAAGUGCAGCAAGAACGGCAUCUACAUGGUGGACAAGUGCCGCUGUAACCCAGGCUACUACGGCGCCUCUUGCCAGUACUACAACGAGUGCGAGACUGACGCAGACUGUGGUACUUAUGGCAAAUGUGUUGACAUCGACGCUACUUCCUAUCCCAAGAAGCAGUGCUACUGUCAACAGGGCCGCUUCGGCAGCAAGUGCAGUAAAUCCUCGCUUCUGCGCCAGGCGAACCAAGUUAACCUGAACAUGUUCGUAAAGAAAGAACUUGGCCCUCGGCUGGUGAUGUACUAUCGCUUCGUCAAGAACCCUGACCAGACGGACCAGAUAGAGGUAGCACUGGUAGGUAAUGGUACCUCGUACAUAGCAGUGGGCUGGAGACCUAGCAGUGUUACCACCACAUGCCGACAAUUCCCUUACAUCGCUGGGGAUGUUGGGGGGACCAUGUGGAAGCAGCAGGACGCCGCGCUGUUGGAUGCGAUACAGAAGAAGAAAAACGAAACGUCUACUAAAUCUGGACCAGCAACUGCUCCUGAACCCGAACCCGAGUCGGAAAGUGAACCCGAACCCGAAAGUGAACCUGCGUCCGGCACUACUAGUCAGCCGGAACCCGAACCUGAGCCUACCAGUAGUCCGAAAGAACCGAAACCAGAACCGACCACGGGAACCACGACUGAACGCGCGACUCAGGGCGACGUCACCGAGAAACCCCGCAGCCUGUCAGCGGGGGUGUCUACCUCCUCUUCGUCGUCUACCAGACUGCCCUCGACGUAUUCUACAACUACCAGCACGCCUACAACAACGACGUAUUCUACAUCUACCAGUACACCUACAACAACAACGUAUUCUACCUCUACCAGGCAGCCCACAACUACAUAUAGCACAUCUACAACCACGCCUUAUACCACUACUUCUACUACCGCGUUCCCUACAACCAGCACAUCAACAUCGUCUACAACAACCGAGCGUAGGAGACAGAAUAAAGACCGCCUGUCAGGGCUGCUGGUGCCCAACAACAGAGGCAGGAGGAGUGUCAUCCAGCAACGCAGGCUGUCACGAAGCAGGCGGUUCGCAGUCCCGCUACUCAAGUCGGGCGGCAACGAAACUGUCUCCGGGGAAGUGGUUACCUCCACUCAAGCAGAGCCUGAGCCUGAAUCAAAGGCUGAACCUGGAUCGAAGGCUGAACCCAAUGCCAAGGCUGAGCCUGAGCCUGAAGCCGAGGCUGAGCCAAAGUCUGAGGCUGACUCUAAAGCUGAGCCUGAGCCUGAAGCUGAACCCAAAGCUUCAGCCGAGAUCGGCGCUAAUGCCAAGAUGGAUAGGUUGUCAGGAGAUACCCCGUGGGUGCCGCGGGAUGCGGGACUGCACGCUAUGGACUGCACCGACAUCGUGGUGGGUACCGCACACGGUAACAGUUACCGUGUCAUGGAUUACUACACCAGGGACCGGUCUACUCCCCGGCCCGACUCCUUUUGGGGAGGAGAAGACAGCAUCACGGCGGCCCUGGGCUGGGAGCAGGACGGCGUCACCACCAUCGUCUUCCGCAAGCCUGUCCUGGCCACACACCCCAGCGACCAGGCCAUAGAGAAGGGCCCCAUGCACGUGAUCUGGGCCCUGGGCCAGGAGCCGGGACGCUACGUACACAGCCCCCCGUCAGGUCUCGAGAAGGGGGCGCCCUCCGUCCCCGACUUCUACAGGAGGGAUGAACUCAAGUACCACGGCCGGGGUGACCAGAGGGGCACGCUCACCAUGGAACUCCUGGGGGAUACAGCCUCCCGCGCCCCCGGGGCCCAGACCGUGGACUGGUGUGGGGGACAGUUCGGGUCCCCCGCGGGGUGCUCGGUGCGGGACAACACCUGCAAGUACCACGCGCGGUGGGAGUACCUGGAGGGGGAGGACCUGGUGCGGUACUCCGUCACGUCCUCGGCCCCCCAACGCUGGACCGGCAUCGGCUUCAGCGACAACACCAAGAUGCAGAUUUCCCCCAGCCACGGGUCAGGACCCCAGUUCCCCGUGACUUACGCCACUCAGUACGGGUCAUCCCCGUCCUUCGGGAAGCUGUCCAUCUCCUCGCACGGGUCCUCGUCGGGCCCGGACAACAUGACCCAAGACCUAGCGUUCAGCGACAGCACGUGCCUGUACCUCGUAUACCCUGUAGGAGGAGGACCUUUCGUCGCCAAGAGCAAGCUCCUCAAGAAACACGACGCGACGCCGCUCUUCUCCACCGAGCGCGUCUGUAUUAGGUCCUGCAAGCCGAAGGGCGCAGGAGACUUGGCUGGUACUGGUAUCGUGUAUACUACCACACCACGACCACCGCAGCUGCAGUACGAGGUUGACGUACUCCUGACGGGGUACCACAACUUCAGGGUUCCUGGUCAGGAAACUGAGAACUUUAGGACGCUGGCUAAAGAUAUAAAGGGCAAGAUCAUUGACAGCUUCCAGAAGCUGCAAGGAUUCCAGGAAAUGGAUAUUGCAUCAUUGACGCCAAUGGCUAAUGGGACUGUGAAGGCUGAGAUCAAGUUGCUGCUCGACAAGAAUGAGCACAUGAAGGGGGGCGACCUCAAACCUCUUGUUGAAGACGAAACGAGCGGCAAUGCGAAGGCGUCGAAGGUCUACGAGAUCAUCCACCGCGCCGUGGCUAACGGAACCCUCGGCGACCUGCCUGUAGACCCGAGCUACCUGCGCGUCAACCAGCUCCUAGUGUCAAGCCCGUCGCGUCAGACGGACUCCGGUCGGUCAGAGGCGGAACCCAGCGUCAGCGUCGCCGGCAUCAGCGGCGGCGGCGGCGGCGGCGGGAUGACGGCGGCCCAGUUCUUGGAGAAUAACAAGACGUGGAUCAUCGUCGGGGUGGUGUGUAUCCUCAUCAUCCUCGCCAUCAUCCAAGCCAUCGUCACCAUCACCAGGAUAAAGAAGAGGCGGGGUGGCAACCCGGCCCCUAAGAGCAAGGGUCCCUUGAUCACCAACUCUGGCUUCAAGGACUACAGUCGCGGCAACCUCAACUACGCUUAUGAGAAUUUCGAAACUGAAGAAAACGGCCUCAACGGCCGCAGAAUUUCUGGCAACGGCACCUCAGGGGGCCGGGGAUACAACGGCCGCUCAAACGGGGGGCCUCAUCCCUAUCCGGGGCGUGGGGGAAGCCCUAUGCGUGAAACCCGCGAGAACCACAACCACCACAACAACACAAACGGUUACCACGACACAUACUCCAGCAACAACCGCUCGCACAAGUCCAGUCAUGGUGGUAACAUGCCCCUGCAGCACUACACUGCACCUGCCAGCAACACGGCCCUCUCAGACACACGGUCCCUACAGCGGCCUCGUCAGGGCCCAGUCCCACGGGACCGCGGGUGGUCUACCAGCGGGACGCAAGACCCUAGGACCACGUACUCCCUGCCCCGGGGUGCCCACGCUGCCCCUGGUGCUGGGUAUGACCGUAACCCCAUGGCUGAGAAUACCCCCGACUUCUAUUACCUUCCAUCGCAGCGCAAAUACUCGGGGGAGGUCGUAAGGGUCUACGUAGAUUACAACAAAGCCAAGUAGGCUAAAACGCGAUCAUUUAUUCGAUUCUAUAUCAAAUUUCCGUGCGAGUCUCAUUAAGGAAUACUUCUCUGGGCUAUUGUAACAAGGAAUACUUCUCUGGGAUAUUGUAACAUAAUUAUAUUUGAAGUGCAAUACAAUUUUUAACAAGUGGUACCAUCAGGACCCUUCUUCGGUUGAGUGAUUAUCGUGACUAAUAUCGAACAGCGUUUAAAAAUGAGUCGGUAACGUUAAAAGUGUUUUGCAUUAUAGGUCAGCUAUGAGCUAACCAAGUACCAACGUAUGGCAAUGCCAUUUAAUUAUGUGCCAGCGCUGCGCUUGGCUCAAAAUAAUCCACUUGUAAAUGGGUUCUCAGCAAUUAUUUCAGUUCGCUGACAACAUCUUACCUAAUGAUAUACCGGCCCAGAGUCUCUCAAGCGUCCGUCCGUACAGUAGUUUAUAAUCGUAAUCUAAUCAAGUAGGUUUUAGACAUUUACGUCUCUGCUCAAGAUAAGUGCGCUUAUUGUACCAUUUUCUAGCCAACUAAAAUGCGUCCAACUGCUGCGAUAGACAUCCGUAUCUCGCGUGCCCGUAUCUCGUUAUGACGCGUCUAAAGGUUAAUUAUUACUUUGUUUUCAUGAUAAUCAUUGAAACUGCUGUGAAUUUCCCCUCUAAUUGAAGGAUCAACGGUUGAAAACCCAGUCGAUCAGCAAAUGAUAUUAAAAUUAUUGACCAUAAAAUGAUAUUAAGAAAGAAAGCAAAUUUUAGCCGCCAAGCGAAAUGAUAAUUUCGUGCAAUGGAAAGGCUGCUGUGAGAAGCCUGCACCACUGACUAGAACAGGUGAAGUAUUUAUAUCGUCAAAUCGGAGUGCUGCUUUAUUAUUCAAAGCUGUUGUAAUAUUAAAUGUAAAGUAAUGAAUAGGUCCUUAACGACUUAGCUGUAAAACUGACUUGCUUAUUAUUAUUUCGAGGAAUUUACGUAGCAAUGUUUUUACUAAAUGAAUUCAGCGUUAAUCGUGGGAGGUGUAGCAGCGUUAAUUGUGGCAAGUGAAGCAGCGGUAAUUGUGGCAAAUAUAACAACGUUUGCAAUAGCCCCCUGUAAGCCCGCGCACUGGGGAUGUAUGAUGAAAAUCAUAUUUUUUUUAAAUCAGUAGUUUUCAAUCCUUAAUUAUAGACAAUUUCCCUUCAGUACACUAACUAGUGUAUUGCCUGAAGCUCCCAGAGAACUUCAUCCAUUACUCAGAUCCCUGAGGCUAUUCACUGGCGAUGAUGAGGACCUCAAGUGCGUAAGUUGACAUUCGUUACGCAUCAUGAGUCUGCGACACUACCUUAUUGAAAAUUAUGGUCGCACCUGCGCCGAACUUAUAUAGCAACGGUUUUUGCAUUGGUAGUUACUCUUGCGUGGAUAAAAUCGUGAUUAUAAACUCGUCGAUUCGUUAAAAAGAAUAGCUUGUUGUCCAUUAAUUCUCGUGGAACUUGUCCAUUUGUCAAAAAUCCGCACGAAAAUAAUUGAAAUGGAUGGAAUGAGGAUUGUUUUUUGAACUUAUUUACAUCGCUUUGAAUUUAUUCGACUCAAUGAUAUGGAAACUUUUGGAAUAAAAUUGUACAUAAUAAGUUUUUCUACAAAAUUUUUAAUGGGAAUAACAUUAAUUAAGCGUAGCAAGCAAGGGGUCAGAGAAGCGUUAAGUUGUUCGAGGGGAGACGAGGGUAGAACAACGAUUGUUCAGAAAAUACGCUUGAAUCCGUCCGGUGCAUGUAUUCUAUUGUUCAGUUCUGUAUAUCAUUCGCUAUCUGUUAUUAUAUUUAGAAUUCUGCCUUCAUUAUUUUAUCAGUCUUUAGUGACGUAAGAUUGUGAAUAAAUAGCUUUUGAGUCUUGCUUUGUGAUUAUUGAUCAGCAAUUAGAGCUGUGCAAUAAUUGUUUCAUGACCUUUGCUACGUGAUUAUUGUUUGGUAAUUAUUGCAUGGUGAUUAUUGUUCAGUGAAUAUUGUCUGCUAAUGAUUGCUUAAUGAUCAUUGCUGAAUAAUUUUUGCCUCGCCAUUUUUACCUGUUGAUUUUGUUGAAUGGCCAUUGCUCUUCGAUUUUUGUAUGGUGAUUUCGACACAAUUUGCCCCAAAAAGAAGAAUUAGGAGAGCACGAAUAAUGAUAAGCUGGAUAAUUAUGCAAGUCUCUUAGGUCAAUGCUGUAAAAUAUAUAUUUAAAUCUAAAUAAAUGUUUUUUUUCAA
Molecule: messenger RNA, 6395 nt
Organism: Hyalella azteca
Lineage: Eukaryota; Metazoa; Arthropoda; Malacostraca; Amphipoda; Hyalellidae
Gene: nahoda
Exons: 19
Coding region: 178-4197 (1339 amino acids)
Source: RefSeq, a predicted model, not a curated record